CACGUCGAGUGUCUUUCAUUAAGCUGAGGUGGAAAAUUUUGCGCAAUAAAUUAUUUCUGUACUGAGUUCUAUUCUACUGAUUUGUGAAAUACUUUAACACAAUAUGGAAUACGACGAUGAAAACCAUUACGAACAAAAACGCCGCAGACAGAUCCGUGUUUGGACCGAUGGUUGCUUCGACAUGGUUCACUUUGGUCACGCUAACGCGCUUCGACAAGCGAAAGCAAUGGGCGAUGUUCUUCUGGUAGGCGUUCACUCUGAUGCAGAAAUCACCUUACAUAAAGGACCGCCAGUUUUUACCCAGGAAGAAAGGUAUAAGAUGGUUCGAGCGAUCAAGUGGGUCGAUGAAGUAGUUAUGGGCGCUCCAUAUGUAACUACGGUGGAAACUCUCGACAAGUACAACUGCGAUUUCUGUGUUCAUGGUGAUGACAUCACCUUGAGUGCAGAUGGAAAGGAUACUUAUGAAGAAGUAAAGACUGCAGGCCGAUAUAAAGAGUGCAAGCGAACAGCUGGGGUAUCAACGACAAAUCUUGUCGGAAGGAUGCUUCUUAUGACUAAGGAACACUUUGAUAGGGCGCCAUCGCCAAUAGGAAAUUUGGACCCUACUCAGGUCAGUAGGGCCAGUUCUGGUCCAUCCGCCAAGAGCCCCUGGACAUGUGUAUCCCAUUUUUUGCCCACUUCUCAGAGGAUCGUCCAAUUCUCAGAUGGUAAGGAGCCUAACCCUGGGGACAAAAUAGUUUAUGCUGCUGGAGCAUUCGACCUCUUCCAUAUUGGUUUGCUGGAUUUCCUUGAAGCUGCCAAGAAUGAAGGUGACUAUCUCAUAGUUGGCCUUCACACAGAUCAGGUUGUCAACCGUUACAAGGGAAGUAACUAUCCUAUCAUGAGUCUACAUCAAAGAGUGCUUAGUGUCCUGGCCUGUCGUUAUGUUGAUCAGGUGAUCAUUGGUGCACCCUAUAAAGUAACUACUGAGUUGCUGGAACAAUUCAAGGUGGACCUGGUCGUUCAUGGCAAAACAAAUGUAAUGGAGGAGGUAGAUGGUACAGAUCCAUACGAAAUUCCCAAACAAAGUGGAAUUUUCAAAGUCCUCAGUAGUGGCUGCUCUCUCACAACAGCUGACAUUGUUGACAGAAUAAUUAAACACAGAAUGCUGUAUGAAGAAAGGAACAAAAAGAAAGAAAAGAAAGAAGCUGAUGUUUUUGCUGCCAUGGAACGGAGAAAGUCACAAAACCAGGAGAAGUCUGGUUGAACUACAAACUGAACUGUUGGUAGUUAGUUGUUCAAUGGAUUUUUACAUAGGUUUUAGUUAAAAUGAAAAUUGUUUGCAUGUGCAUAACUAUGUCUGUUUGUAAAAAUAGCUAGUCAAUUUCUAUGUUAAUUAACAUGAACAUUUACUUUAAGUUUUCAUUUUAUAAUUCAUAGAGGUGACUUAUUCUGGGCUUAUUUUGAUUGUGUUAGGUCCUUCAUAAAAGGAAGUAACUACUUUUGUAUAAUCAACAUCUUACCUCCACUUGUAAUGCAAUUAAAAACCACAAAUUGGCAUUAUAAACAAACAAUUAAUUGCUAUGUAGUAACCAACCUUUGUGAUGGAUUUUAUUUUAAUGUACUGAUUAUUUCUCUCAGCCACCUACAAAUUAAGCUGUUUCAGGCCCUGAGUCAGUGAGAGGGAGGACACAGCUAUUUUCAGGGGGACUGUCUCUCCUUCCCCCUCAUGCCCAUUCUCUGUUUUGCCUGUCUCCGCUUACAGAGAGUAUUGCACCACCUCUUUACAAGUUGCAAAUGUAUUAAGAACUAAUCGCAUUCCCCGUACAGGAGUUUUCUUGAAUAGUAUUACAUACAUGAAACUCGGAAAGGUAUCAAGACAAAGGACACUCUUGCACUCAUACUUAGUUAGGUGUUAGAAAAGUGGCAUUUUUUGUUAGUGGUAGCACGAUGUUCUGCAUAACUGCCUCCAAAUUUUUGUUCAGUGGACUGUUAAGUGAUUGGAGUGCAGUCAGUGCUGAUUUUUGAAGACUGGGUUUUUGGGGGACAUUAAUUUUACUUGAACUGAGUCAUUGAAGAAUAGUUGUGUGCUAUACACUACUGGAGACUGACCAAAUACCCUAAUACAUUCAUGCGGUGCCAUAUAUUUUAACAGAAUAGAGAUAGUAGAAUAUAGAUUAUACUUGUGAUUAUAUCCACUGCCCUUACUAGUUGUUUAAAUGAUUUUGGCAUUAAGUGGCUACCAGUGUAACUAAAGUUGGUUGUUCUUCUCACUUUCCUCUUUACGCAAACGUUUUAAAAAUUGAAAUAAAAAUUGGUGCCACCGGAA
Stylophora pistillata is the source of this 2308-nucleotide messenger RNA. RefSeq names its product ethanolamine-phosphate cytidylyltransferase. Gene Ontology annotation, molecular function: ethanolamine-phosphate cytidylyltransferase activity. Gene Ontology annotation, biological process: phosphatidylethanolamine biosynthetic process. The record is from RefSeq and is a predicted model, not a curated record. Lineage: Eukaryota; Metazoa; Cnidaria; Anthozoa; Scleractinia; Pocilloporidae. Gene Ontology annotation, cellular component: cytoplasm.